Messenger RNA from Protobothrops mucrosquamatus (brown spotted pit viper), 2108 nucleotides. Its product is annotated as protein-glutamine gamma-glutamyltransferase E-like. The transcript is spliced from 13 exons. NCBI's taxonomy places the organism in Eukaryota, Metazoa, Chordata, Lepidosauria, Squamata, Viperidae. The record is from RefSeq and is a predicted model, not a curated record. Gene Ontology annotation, molecular function: protein-glutamine gamma-glutamyltransferase activity. Bases 1 to 2034 code for a protein of 677 amino acids. Gene Ontology annotation, biological process: peptide cross-linking.
AUGGCCGCGUCAAGGAACAUCGACUGGAGGCGAAGCGAGAACGCCCAGGAGCACCACACCAACUCCUACCCUGGCGACGAGCUGGUGGUGCGGCGGGGCCAGGGCUUUAAGGUCACGCUGAAGUCGCCUCCGCCAGCCACCGGCCUCAUCUUCUCCGUGGACAGAGGCUCGACGGCCGCCCUGCAGGCCAAGACCCGCGUGGACUUCGGCGUGUCCGGCGCCGCCGGCCGAGGCUCCUGGAGCGCGGUGGAGACCGCCGGCUCCUACUCCAUCAGCUGCCCAGCGAACGCCGCCAUCGGGCGCUACCGGCUGGGCACGAAGACCGGCUCCGGCGUCUCCCCCCUGGGCACUUUCGUGGUGCUCUUCAACCCUUGGCUGACAGAGGAUGAAGUGUUCAUGGCCGACAACGCGCAACGUCAGGAAUACGUCCUCUCGGAGUUUGGGGUUCUCUUUGCGGGGAGCGCGAAUCGCAUCUCUCAGUUCGGGUGGAACUUUGGCCAGUUCCAAGAUGGGAUUCUGGAAAUUUCUCUUGAGAUUAUGGACCGGAGCUUAAGCUACCGCAAGGAUCCAACAGCUGAUCUGCGUCGCCGGAAUGACCCCAAAUACGUUGGGAGGGUGCUCAGCGCCAUGGUGAACAGCAACGAUGACAACGGCGUCUUGCAGGGAAGGUGGGAUGGGAAUUACGCCGGGGGGGAGAGCCCCAGCAGCUGGACGGGCAGCGUGGACAUCUUGCGCAGAUGGAAGAGCUCUGGCUUCAGGCCCGUCCGCUACGGGCAGUGCUGGGUCUUUGCAGGGGUUCUGAACACAGUCCUCCGGUGCCUGGGAAUCCCCAGCCGACCCAUCAGCAACUUCAACUCUGCCCACGACACGGACAUGACCCUGACGAUCGACGUCUACUACGACCUCCAGGGGAACCCUCUGAACAUGGCCUCCGACAGCGUCUGGAACUUCCACGUGUGGAACGAAGGCUGGUUUGCCAGAUCCGACCUUGGGGCCACCUACAACGGCUGGCAAAUCUUGGACGCUACUCCGCAGGAGAGGAGCUCAGGCAUCUUCCAGUGUGGACCGACUUCCUUGACGGCCAUCAAGGAGGGAGAUGUGGACCUGGUGUACGACUGCCCGUUUGUCUUUAGCGAGGUCAACGCUGACCGUUUCACCUGGGCCUAUAACUCCAGCACCGGAGAAAAAAAACUGAUUUACUCAGAGACCCAAUCCAUUGGCCAGAACACCAGCACAAAACGUGUGGGCAGCUACGCCCGCCAGGAUGUCACAGGCAACUAUAAAUACCCAGAAGGCUCGGCCAAGGAGAGGGAAAUCUUCCGGAAGGCUCGGGGCAAGCUGAACCUGGACCUCCUCUCGCCCACGUCUGCCAUGCUGCCCGAGGCAGAGAAGCAGAUCUCCGGGAAGUUCAAGCUGCAGGGCAUCCCCGAGGUCGGCAAGGACGUCAGCUUGGUCUUGCAGCUGACCAACCUGGCUUCGAAGCAGAAGCAGCUGACAGCCAACAUGACCGCCUGGUCCAUCAUUUACACCGGGAAGCUGAUCCGCAAGGUCUGGAAGAACAGCCUCAAGGUGGACCUUGGCCCCAAAGAAGAGAAAGCCUUUCCUAUCAAGAUUUCCUAUGCCGAGUACGAGCAGCACCUCACCGCAGACAAUAUGCUCCGUGCCACUGCCUUGUGCCAGCUGGAAGAGGGGCACGACACCGUCGUGGAAAGAGACAUCACUCUGGAUAACCCCUCCAUUACCAUAAAGGUGCUGGACCAGGCCAAGGUGGGGCAGGUGACGAAAGUGGAAGCCAGCUUCACCAACCCCCUGGAUGAGGAGCUGAGGGACUGCAUCCUGCAGGUGGAGGGCAGCGACCUGCUGGCAGAGAAGCUCAAGCUGCAGGUGCCCCCCUUAAAGGCCCAGCAGACCUCGCAGAUGCACUUUGAGAUCAGCCCCAGCAAGGACGGCACCAAGCAGCUGCUCGUCAACUUCUUCUGCGACAAAUUCCAGGACGUCAAGGCCUUCGAGACCAUCACGGUGGCCCCCAACUGAUCCGCGAGGGGGGAGGAGGCGGCUGUGCUGCGAAGGGAGAGGCUUCCGGUGCCCUUUUGUCUGAAUACACCGAA